Messenger RNA from Ceratina calcarata, 2089 nucleotides. Its product is annotated as puromycin-sensitive aminopeptidase-like protein. Gene Ontology annotation, biological process: proteolysis; peptide catabolic process. Gene Ontology annotation, cellular component: membrane; cytoplasm. Lineage: Eukaryota; Metazoa; Arthropoda; Insecta; Hymenoptera; Apidae. The transcript is spliced from 8 exons. The record is from RefSeq and is a predicted model, not a curated record. Gene Ontology annotation, molecular function: metalloaminopeptidase activity; peptide binding; zinc ion binding. The annotation marks the transcript as partial.
AUGACCGCGUCCCUCAAUAUCGAAUUGAGACAAUGCAUAAGUAGAGUGGUUACAUGGAGUAACCAAUUCACGGGUCGUUACUAUCGUGUGAACUAUGAUGUAGAAAAUUGGGAACUGUUGAUGAGAGAGCUGAACAAGGGAAACAAUACAAAAAUACACGUGCUGAAUCGUGCGCAGAUGAUCGACGACGCGUUGAACUUAGCUCGUAUUGACAGUUUGAAAUACACGGUAGCGUUGAAUGUUACCCUUUAUUUAACGCACGAAGCCGAUUACAUGCCCUGGCAACCAGCGUUCAGGCACUUGAGCUUCCUGAGGAACUUGUUACGCACCUCCGAAAAAUAUCACACUUUCAUGAUGAAUGCAUUUUUGCUGGAUAAAAAACUAUUAGAAUGGCUGGAGAAAGCCAUCAAACAUGCGGCAACGAACAUGCUAUGGAUUAAGAAGUACAAGUCAACUGUAGAUAAAUGGUUGGACGAUAACAGUGAUCAAUUACAAUAUAAACUAGGAAUCGGCGGUGCAUGUUGGAUAGUGAACGUGGCCAGCGAAUCUAAAAUGACCAGAACCUUCGUAACGUUUCUCCUCGUCUUGGGAGUUUGCCAGGCGAGUUUCGUGCUCGGAAAUACCGACGAAGACCAAGUGGACUUAAGUUACCGGCUGCCGUCCGGCGUAGUGAUACCGACCAAAUACAAAUUACACUUCAAGCCUGAUGUGGUAAAAUUCACAUUUGAGGGUGAAGUAGACAUCACGUUAAUAGCGCUGACCACGAACAAUAUCUUGACGUUGAAUUCAAAGUACUUGUCAAUCUACAACGUUAAAUUCGUGGAUUUGAAUACAACGAAGACUCUGGAGAAUGAGUACCUAAUGGACGAAGAACACGAGAUCCUGAACAUUACGAUAAAACCCCAGUUUGAAAAGGAUCAUCACUACUCGCUUCAGAUAAAAUACAAUGGAAUCUUGAACGACAAGUCGAAAGGAUUUUAUAGGAGCCAAGUCAUACAAAGGGGCCAAGUAGUCGGGUAUAUCGCAACGACUUAUUUCGAGCCGACGUACGCUCGACUAGCGUUCCCAUGUUGGGACGAGCCCGCCUACAAGGCGAAGUUCGACAUCAGUUUGACGCACGAUAAGACACUUCAAGCGAUCUCUAAUACGGACGUACUGAAAAAAGAAGAAAAAGAUGACAUGAUAACUACUUCGUUCAAAGAAACCCGACUGAUGUCUACUUAUUUGGUAGCAUUCGUUGUAAGCAAUUAUGAAUUUAAGGUAGAUAAAGACGGCAACUUCACCUAUAGGGUAUGGACGAGGAAAACAAUGAUAAAGCAUGUUGACUACGCUUUGGAAAUGGGUAGGGAGCUUCUAGAAGAGCUGAAUUUGUACAUGAAUAUUUCGUACCAGACAUAUAUGCCAGACAAAUUAGAUCAAAUUGCGGAGAAGGAUUUCCCGGUCGGCGCUAUGGAGAAUUGGGGUUUCGUGAUUUUCAGAGAAGGUACUCUCCUUUACGACAAGGCUUUAUCCACAACCCGCACGAAGAUGAGAAUACUCAUGAUCAUCGCUCACGAACUCAUUCAUCAAUGGUUCGGUGAUUUGGUCACUCCGAAAUGGUGGAAAUAUAUUUGGCUGAACGAGGGAUUUGCCAACUAUUUCCAAUACUUCAUUACUCACGAAAAUAAGGACGUAAUCACCCCUAAACAAAUCGAUGAUCUCUUCGAUGGCAUCGCCUACCAGAAAGGUAAUGUGGAUUCGAAUGACCUUUUCGGAUCCCUCCAGAAAGCUUUGGAUGAGAGUGGGAUUAAAUGGAAUCAACCCGUGCAAGUUGUAAUGCAUAACUGGGUGGAAUGUUCGGGAUAUCCAACGUUGAUAGUUAAGAGAGUCGAUAGGGGCUACGAAUUGACACAGGAACGUUUCGUGAUCGAGCUGAUGAUGAAAGUCAAGUACCCUACCAAGUGGUGGAUACCAAUCACUUAUGUCGAGGAAUCGAAUCCAGAUUUCAAUAACACGACUCCCAUCGAUUGGUUUUUUCCGGGCGGUGAGUCACAUACCGUGCUGUCUAAGGAAGAAACAGGAUGGUUCGUUUUUAACACGCAGCAAACAG